Messenger RNA from Elaeis guineensis (African oil palm), 1536 nucleotides. RefSeq names its product probable protein phosphatase 2C 44. The record is from RefSeq and is a predicted model, not a curated record. Gene Ontology annotation, biological process: protein dephosphorylation. NCBI's taxonomy places the organism in Eukaryota, Viridiplantae, Streptophyta, Magnoliopsida, Arecales, Arecaceae. Gene Ontology annotation, molecular function: protein serine/threonine phosphatase activity.
AAAGGCGAAAUUAUGAGAAGCCAAGCGGAAGCCCGGGACCACGAACAGCGGGGUGCGACGAGGAAGAAAAGUAAACGAAAUUUUGUUCCCAACCUCCCCGCUCCCCCUUUUUUCCUCAAAGAGAAGGAGAGAAAAAGGGGGAAGGAGAAGUAGAAAUAGAGAGAAAAGGCAAGGCAAAGUAUAGCAUAGCGUAGCGUGGCCUCCGGGGUGGAGUAGUAGUGAUCGAUCGAUCGGUCGAUCGAUCCGUGGGAUUAACCGGGGAGUGAAUUGAAUGAUCGGGGGAUGGAGAAGCAAAUAUUCCACCCCUGCUGUUCCUCAGCCACCAACAGCGGCAGCAGCACCAGGAAAAGGUCCGAGUUCCUAAACAUCAUCAAGAGUGCUGCAUGUCUUCAUUCAUCAUCAGCUGAUACUGGGAAAGGGCGGAGCAAGAUGUCAAGUAACAAAGUGACACAUGGUUUCAACUUGGUUGAAGGGAAAUCAGGUCAUGAGAUGGAAGAUUAUCAUGUGGCAGAGUAUAGAUGUGAAAAUGGUCAUGAGCUUGGCCUAUUUGCUAUUUUCGAUGGCCAUUUGGGGGAUGGUGUUCCGAGUUAUUUAAAACAUAACCUCUUCAACAACAUACUUAGAGAGCCUGUCUUUUGGAGGGACCCUGAAGCUGCAAUAAAACAUGCCUACUGCUCCACAAACAAGUAUAUUCUUGAAAACUCAACGAAACUGGGACCUGGGGGUUCCACAGCAGUUACAGCAAUUGUUAUUGAUGGCAAAGACUUGUGGAUUGCAAACAUAGGUGACUCCAGAGCUGUCUUGUGUGAAAGAGGUGCUGCUAAUCAACUCACUGUUGACCAUGAACCAGAUGUUGAACGAAAAAGGAUUGAACAGCAAGGUGGUUUCGUAACAAUUUUUCCUGGUGAUGUUCCUCGUGUUAAUGGCCAACUUGCAGUUGCACGUGCAUUUGGUGACCAAAGUCUCAAGGCACAUUUAAGUUCAGAACCUGAUGUAAGACAUGUGCCAAUUGAUCCGACUAUAGAGUUUGUCAUACUCGCAAGUGAUGGAUUAUGGAAGGUAAUGAAAAAUCAAGAGGCCAUUGACUGCGUGCGAUCCAUCAAGGAUCCACAAGCUGCAGCAAAGCGUUUGACGGGAGAGGCGCUGGCAAGGAAAAGCAAAGAUGACAUCUCUUGUAUCGUUAUUCGUUUCAGAUGCUGAAGCUCCACCAUGUCAUCAUUCUCAGGUCUCCAACAGAUAAUUAGGAAGGAAAAAAAUAAUGUUUUUUGGUGUCAUAUAGUGAUAGGAAAACUUCUGUUUAAUUUUAUUUGCCUUUUAGAAUACUGUGUUGGUGGAUUGCACGCUGUUCAGCUGUUUGGUAAAGUUUUAGUUGAGACUGUAUAAGUUGUAAAGUAGGCUCACCGGUCAUUUCCGGUAAUCGUAGCUGCAAGUAUAAUAGGAACCUUCUGAGCCUUGGAUGCGUGGUAGUCGUGUUACAUUUGUGUAUAUAUAGAUAUGCAUGCCAAUAUAUGUUUUAAUGUUACCAGUGUUCUUGUA